Puntigrus tetrazona (Sumatra barb) is the source of this 4138-nucleotide messenger RNA. Its product is annotated as long-chain fatty acid transport protein 6. The record is from RefSeq and is a predicted model, not a curated record. The coding region runs from base 1773 to 3629 and encodes 618 amino acids. Lineage: Eukaryota; Metazoa; Chordata; Actinopteri; Cypriniformes; Cyprinidae. Gene Ontology annotation, molecular function: long-chain fatty acid-CoA ligase activity; long-chain fatty acid transmembrane transporter activity. The transcript is spliced from 10 exons.
AUCUACCUGUCACUCAAAACAUGUUAUAUUUAGAUGUUAAAACACGUUAUUGGUCAGAUUGAGGAAAGCAGACAGACUGAGUUUAGUUUGAAGAGUGUGUUUAGAGAGAGGAGAGGAGAGACGGGUCAAACCCGGCCGAAGCGGAGCAUGUUACCAGAGGUUUGUUUCAGAAUCUCUAACUCUCUGACAGUUUGAGUCAGUGUUCAAACCCUUAUACAAAGUACCCACAUUUGUUCUAUUCCAGAGCCCUGGGAGAACGUUACGGCCCUUGUGACGUCAAACACGAGCAGUGACUGCCAGAGAAGACAGAAACAGCAGAAAUACACUUUAAACAAGCUUCUCUGAAACUAAACAGUGUCUGAGUGUCCUGUUACAGAACCAGAGAUAUUUUAUUUCUAACCCAGUGUACAGUAUGGACAUUAGAAAGCUUAAGAUUAGUACUAGAGUACGUCUGAGCCUGAUACAACUGAAAGUAUUUUGCAGAAUUUCAUUCAUCUAAUAUAGAAGAGACAGCAUGCGUCUCACUGUGACUGGACUCAUAUGUUUCUAAUCUAUAAUAUUUUGUUGCAUUUUAUAAUUACGUCUAAGGUGUUACAAGUUAAGUUGGGACACCAUGAUUUUUAAACUGGAGAAGUUGGAUGUUUUGGGAAAAGUAACUUCUUUAAAUGAUCGGUUUAACACACAAGACUUGUUAACAGGGUUAGAGUAACGACUUCAGUGAGGAGAUGUUUUGUUUCCAGAUAAAGUGAUAUUUUCUGACAGGUUUUUCUGACACUGAAGCAUCUCUCAGAGGUCACUGAGAUCGUUCUCUUGAAGUUUAGCGCCAUCUUGUGGAUGUCUUCAUUACCUCUGCACUCAGAGUAAAAUACUGUACUUAGUGUCAAUUAACCCAGAAGCCAGUUGUUGUUUUUGAUAUUCAUUUAUAUUUAUAAAUGUCAUCACCAAGGUACUAAAAAUCUGAUUCCUAAAAGACAACCAAAUGUUUGCUGUUGUAAGAAGCAUCUGUUUUCUCUCUCAAUGCUUUAAACUCUCAUUUAUUUCUGUGAUGAUAAAUCUGAAUCUUCAGUGUCACGUGAUCCUUCGGAAAUCAUUCUAAUGUUGAUUUGCUGCUAAAAAUUAUUAUUUUUUUGCUACAAAACAACUGCUAUUCAAAGGUCUGUACUAAGUAAAAUAACAAACACGGUAAAGACAACUUUAAUGGUACAAAAUAUUUGAAUAAAUGCUAUUCUUCUGAACUUUUGAUACAUUUGUGAAUCAAAAAAAAUAAAUAAAUAAAUGCGCAAUUGUUUUUAACUCUUAAAUUGUGAAGUAAAGUAAAGUAAUUGUAAAGUGUAACCUAUAUAAUAAAUGUGUUAAAGUGUUACUAAGUUGGCAAAUCAUUAACAGUGCACCUAUGGGCAAUACAAAGGUUAUUGUCUGUUUACUGUCAUAAUUUUAUAAUCGUGUAAGAUAAACUCAUGUUUUCUAUGAAUGAGAGCAUCCUGGUUGCUCUACAGAUUUACUAAUUCGGUCACGAAUUCCUCAAAAGUACUAUAAAAGGAGUGUAUUUUUAUAUCCUAAGCGUGUCAGUAGAGUCUCAGCCGAGAUGCUUUGCUGGUUUAUAAGAGGUUUGCUCUGAGGCUCGAGCUGUAGUCUGCGGAAGGAAACCCAACUCACAGGAAUACGAUGGUUUGAGGUCUUGCGCAUGCGCAGUAGCGUGUGAGGGUAUUUAAAUAUGGGCUGAAGAAUCCAGCAGCGCAACACAAACACUUUUCAUCCGUGUGAGAGUCACCAUGAGCUGGGCCAUCGGCACUCUGGCCGUGGGAAUGGUCACGCUUCUGCUCGUUCAGAGGAAGUUUUACCCCUACUUUUGGGACGAUCUGAUGUAUUUCGCGAGAGUUCGGCGCGUGGGGAGCGCGAUGAAGGCGAGGAUGAAGCGCGGAGUUGUCACAUACCUCCAGCUCUUUGAGCAGCAAGCCAGAAACAGCCCGGAGAAGCCCUUCAUUGUCUUCGAAGAGCAAACCCUGUCGUACGGAGACGCGGACGCGCGCAGUAACAGAUUCGCGAGCGUGCUGGGAGCGCGCUGCGGGCUGAAACGCGGCGAUACUGUCGCGCUGCUGAUGAGCAACGAGCCGGACUUCAUCUGCGUCUGGUUCGGCCUCAGUAAACUAGGCUGCGAGGUCGCCUUUCUCAACUUCAACAUCAAGUCUCAGUCUCUGCAGCACUGUCUGCGCGGCUGUGCGGCGAAAGCGCUCGUCAUUGGCUCAGACUUGCUCCGGUGUCUGGACGAGGUGCUGCCGGCGCUGAUAGAUGCUGGGGUCAAGGUUUGGGUGACCGGGGAGAGAUCCUCGCACCAGAGCAUCGGGACGCUGCUGGACAAGCUGGAGUCGGCCUCUCCAGAGAAACCGUUGACCGACGGCUCUCAGCCUGACCUCCUGUCCACCUUCCUCUUCAUCUUCACGUCCGGCACCACAGGGCUGCCGAAGGCCGCUCGGAUCAGUCACAUCAAAGCGGUGAUGUGCAUGGCCUUCCUGCGUCUGUGUGGAGCUGUGGCCCGUGACCGAGUCUAUGUGACGCUGCCUCUCUACCACAUGUCUGCAUCUCUGCUGGCCGUCGGUGGCUGCAUCGAGCUCGGGGCAACCUGUGUUUUGAGGAGGAAGUUCUCUGCCAGCCAGUUCUGGAAGGACUGUAUGAAGUAUGAUGUGACUGUGUUUCAGUACAUCGGAGAACUCUGUCGAUAUCUGGUCAAUCAGCCAAAAACUAUAGAGGAAGUGACUCAUAAAGUUAGGCUCGCUGCAGGAAGUGGUCUCAGAGCUGAUGUUUGGAAGCAGUUCCUCAGACGUUUUGGAAAAAUCCAAAUUCGUGAAUCCUACGGUUUAACGGAAGCCAGUAUUGGCUUUGUUAAUUACACAGAUGAAAUCGGACCGAUUGGGCGAGCCAGUUAUUUUAAUAAGCUGAAUUUGCCGUUUGAGUUUUUAAAAUGUGAUCCACACACGUUUGAUCCGAUACGGACAGAUACAGGACACUGCAUUAAAGUGAGUAAAGGGGAAGCAGGGUUACUGGUGGCUCCGGUGACCUUCACCAACCCUUUCCUGGGAUACGCCGGUGAUAAAGCCAUGUCAGAGAAGAAGCUGUUGAGGGAUGUCUUUAAGACGGGAGAUGUGUUCUUCAACACAGGAGACCUGAUGCUUCAGGACCACAGAGGCUUUGUCUACUUCAAAGACAGGAUUGGAGACACAUUCAGGUGGAAAGGAGAAAACGUGUCCACCACGGAGGUGUCUGAAGUGCUGGGCAGCCUGGACUUUCUGCUGGACGUCAGUGUGUACGGCGUCUCUGUGCCAGGGUACGAGGGCCGGGCAGGAAUGGCCGCUGUGGUCCUGAAGGACGAUCAAGGGCUGGACGGAGACAGACUCUACAGUCAUCUGACGCACUCUCUUCCUCCGUACGCUUGGCCCUGGUUCCUGAGAGUACAGCCUUCCUUAGACGUGACAGACACGUUCAAGCAGCAGAAGGGCAGGCUGGUCCAGCAGGGCUUCAGUCCAGAGACGGUCCAGCAGCCGCUCUUCUUCCUGGACGCCGCUCAGAAAACAUACUCUCCUCUCACGGAGCAGCUCUACCACGACAUCCUCUCAGGACAGAUCAGACUCUAGAGGCAUUGUGGGAAAUGCAGCGACGUUUCCACAGUGAUCCUUGAGUUAGUGAACCGUCUGAUGUUAACCGCACAGACUUCUGGGAGCUGCUGGGUUUUCCACUGAGCCCACAAAUACUGGAACGACUUUGUUAGGAUUUCUUAACAUGGAUACAGAAAAUGAACUAAUACUAGAGUCAGUAUAUUCUUAACCACUUCACUCAGCUCAUAACAUUUGAGUAAAGAUUUUAGAUUUAUUUUAAGAGUAUAGCAGCAGCUUUAAUGUUAUCUGCUCUUGAUAAUCAUGUGGGCUAAAAAAUCUUCAUCUAAACGUAAGGCUGAGGAAGAUCACAGUGUUUGUGGUGUGUUUAUAUCUUUUAUAUCAAACAGCUUCUGACUAGUUUUUAUAACUGCUGCUAUGAACAUCAAAGAGCAGACCUGUCAUGUCAUUUCUACAGAAGUGAUGUGAUUCAGUGAUCUAGAUCUGUUUGAACUUCAGAUAGAUAUUUUUAAUAUAAACCUUUCACUCGA